AUGCCGCCGCCGCCGCUAGAGAGACUUCUCUCGGGCUCUUUACCAGACCACUGCGAACCAACCUCGCGCUUUCUGACCGCCAUCUCCUCCCAUCUCCACAUCUGUCUCCCCACUCCGCUUGCGCUGAUCUCGUCCGUUCUCGGAACCCUCAGUAUUGUCUCAUGGCUGUUUGCCCAACUGCCACAAAUAUACAAGAACUACCAACUGCAGUCGACAUCGGGUCUCUCGAUCUUCUUCCUUGUCAUUUGGUGCGCUGGAGAUGCGAGUAAUCUCCUGGGUGCGCUGUUCACGCGCCAGGCUGGCUGGCAGGUCGUGGUCGCGAGCUACUACGUGUUUGUCGACGUCACGUUGGUAAUCCAGUUCUUCUGGUAUACGCACUAUAAAUCUCGCCGAUAUGACGGGUACGGUGAGCUACCGCAUUCGCAUGAUCAUCAUACCUCUCGAGGACCUGUCCUGCAAGGCGUGGCUCUUCCAGACAACGAUGUCAUCCAGCAAGCGCCGGGCGCAGUCGAUAUGGCCCACAAGAAGACGGAGGUUCAAGAUAUGGGCGUGCAGACGGGGUCAACUCUCAACUCAACUCUCGGUCGUACCCCGCCUUAUACUACGGAGAAGUUCGGUUCCUCGCCCCGACCAGUGCGUACAACCAGCAUCUCGUCAAGUCCGCCUUUCGCACUACCUCGGACGAUGUUGGUAGCCUCGCUUGUCUGCGCCGUCCUCGCAAACGCAAGCCCCACCGAGUCCACACCCUCACCCCACCCUCCCAUUUCCCAUGCGCCUCGAGAGACCAUCCUCGAAAUUGUGGGCCGUAUUUUCUCGUGGAUGUCGACGAUUCUCUAUCUCGGCUCGCGUCCACCACAACUCUAUAAAAAUUAUUGCCGCAAGAGCACGGAAGGACUCUCUCCGCUGCUUUUUAUGGCCGCUUUCUCCGGCAACCUCUUCUACUCCUCCUCGUUACUCACCAACCCCAACGCCUGGUCUGACUUCCCGCCGUACGGUGGCGGCGGCUGGGCCGACGUCCACGGCAACGACCGCUGGGAGUGGAUUGGACGUGCCAUCCCGUUCUUCCUCGGCGCCUUCGGUGUACUGGGUCUUGACGGUUACAUGGGCGUACAAUUUUUGAUGUACGGACCCCGGGAUACAGACGAUGAGAUCUAUGUCGGCAUGGAUGACGACGACGAAGACUCGAAGCGCGGCCGAGGUCGAUGGCGCCGUGUUCGCGGCUGGAUGCGUGGCUGGAUUCCAUCGGCAUCCCCUUCGCGUAGCGAGUGCGAGCGCACUUCUGUUCCACAGGAGGCACAGGCGCUUCUCGGUUCGGACCGUGGGCGUUAUGGAACUGUAUAA
Molecule: messenger RNA, 1341 nt
Organism: Penicillium macrosclerotiorum
Lineage: Eukaryota; Fungi; Ascomycota; Eurotiomycetes; Eurotiales; Aspergillaceae
Product: PQ-loop repeat-containing protein
Exons: 1
Coding region: 1-1341 (446 amino acids)
Source: RefSeq, a predicted model, not a curated record